UUACCAAAAACUCGCCUUCGCUUUUGCUUUGUCCUCGUGGUGUGCGAAGUGCGAAUUAUCUGUGAAAUACUCGUUUUAAUUGAUUUUUUAGUCAUAUAUUCCUCUGAAACUGAAUGACUAGAUAUUUCAGGAUAAGAAGAACCUCAGUGAAUUUGUGAUUUUCCGUUUACGAUUCCCGUAGUCACUAUGGGUAUUCAGGGUUUAUCGAAACUGAUUCAGGAUGUCGCUCCGGGUGCAGUUAAAGAAAGUGAAAUCAAAACGCAUUUUGGACGGAAGGUGGCAAUUGAUGCCUCAAUGAGCCUUUACCAAUUUUUAAUUGCAGUGCGCAGUGAAGGAGCACAAUUGACGUCUGUUGAUGGUGAAACAACCAGUCAUUUGAUGGGAACUUUCUACCGCACAAUCAGGUUGGUGGAAGCAGGUAUCAAACCUGUUUACGUUUUUGAUGGUAAACCACCAACACUGAAGUCAGGAGAGUUAGACAAGAGGAAGGAAAGAAGAGAAGAAGCAGAAAAAGCUCUGAAAGUAGCUGAAGAUGCAGGUGAUUUGGAGCAGAUUGACAAGUUCAACCGAAGACUUGUGAAGGUAACAUCAACCCACAACCAAGAAUGCAAGGAGCUACUAAAAUUGAUGGGGAUUCCUUUUAUCACUGCCCCCUGUGAAGCAGAGGCCCAGUGUGCUGCCUUGGUGAAGGAUGGCAAAGUAUAUGCUACAGCAACAGAGGAUAUGGAUGCGCUAACUUUUGGCUCAACAGUUCUUCUCAGGCAUUUAACAUUCAGUGAAGCACGGAAAAUGCCUGUCCAAGAAUUUCACUUCCAAAAAGUUCUUGAUGGACUCGAAUUGAAUCGAGAAGAGUUCAUUGACCUAUGCAUUCUUCUUGGUUGUGAUUACUGUGAUAGUAUUCGUGGAAUUGGUCCCAAAAGAGCCAUUGAUCUCAUCAAACAGCAUCGCAACAUUGAAACAAUCCUCAAAAACAUUGACACCGAAAAAUACGCUGUUCCUGAAAACUGGUUAUACAAGGAGGCCCGCCAACUUUUCGUGAAUCCUGAAGUUGCAGACCCAACUACAAUUGAGUUGAAAUGGACAGAUCCUGAUGAAGAAGGCCUAGUUAAAUACUUAUGCGGAGAUAAAGCGUUCAGUGAAGACCGUGUCCGAAGUGGGGCAAAAAAAUUAUUAAAAGCUAGGUCAACUACAACGCAAGGAAGGCUGGACUCAUUUUUCAAAGUUAUCCCAAGUGAAAAUAACACACAGAAAAGAAAGAGCGAAGAUAAUAAAAAAGGCCCUGCCAAAAAAGUCGCGAAAAAGGGAGGCACACCAUACCGAGGCAAACCAAAGUAAUCGCGCCAACUUUAACUAUGUUUUAUUCUAUUUUAUGCAUCUGCAACAAUUAGUUUGGAUUCCUAUCCGUUUUGUGUCUUUUCUCUCAUCCUUUGUAACUAGAAGUUCGUUUCUCAGCGGAUUAGAAAUAAAGUAUUUUCUCUUUUGAUUGUUAAAUAACUGGUUAGCCUGGUGAUCGAAUUUGAAGCUGCUUAUUGGUCAUGUGUGUGUCUCAUACUAAUCAUAGUAAUUUAAAGUUGUCUCAUCAAAUUUUUGAUGUAGUGUCUCUUUGCCAGAAAAUCGAGUCCUUACAGACGAAAGUCUGCUCUGAUCCAAAAAUGUUCCUUCCUUAAACUUAAUUUUUAGAACAAUAUUGCACUCAUUUCCUUCUAUUUAAUUUUUAUCACAUUUUUUAAAUAACUACUAGAGUCUAAGGUGAUUAGUUACAUUUUUUAUCGGUAAAAGGUACUUUCCUACAAAAUCAGGGCUCGUGUAUUAUGGUUAAAGUACCUCAGGAAGAUAGAGAAAAAUCUGCCUAACAUCUCCAGGGAAAUUUUGUAAUUUUUGUCAUAUAUAUACCUCUGCAAUGCUCUGCAGCAGGGAAGAAACAUGCAUUUACUAAUAUGGUUGUCAGUUUCAUUCCUGUUAUAUUAUUUCAUGAUUAUGACAUAUUUAUUUUCAAUACAUAAAUUAUUCACAAUCACUUAAUUCUUA
This is a messenger RNA of Bemisia tabaci, 2028 nucleotides long. Its product is annotated as Flap structure-specific endonuclease 1. The record is from RefSeq and is a predicted model, not a curated record. NCBI's taxonomy places the organism in Eukaryota, Metazoa, Arthropoda, Insecta, Hemiptera, Aleyrodidae. Gene Ontology annotation, molecular function: DNA binding; 5'-flap endonuclease activity; RNA-DNA hybrid ribonuclease activity. Gene Ontology annotation, cellular component: nucleus.